GUGUCGAGAUUCAAGCGGACGUUUUCACAGGUUGAUCUGUUGGGGAGAAAGCAAAAGUAGCCUACAUGAUUGUUGUCGAUAGGUUGCUUCAACAGACACGGCCUAACAUUGGAAGGAGGAAUAGGCGGCGCCUGCCAAUUCCUGGAAAAAUACAGAGCUCCAACCAGAAUGAGACAUUUACAGUUGUGCAGGUUGGGGUAUAUUCGCCGAGGUUGACGCUCAGACUUUGGCUGCAAGCAGCGUGUGGAAAGGGUUGUGUCAAUCAGCGAGGACCGUCUGUCCUGCAUUUUGUGACAGAUAGCCAAUAUAAUCUUAUAUUUAAAUCGGCGCUCAUAUGUCAGUGCGCCCACAGUAACCUCUUCGCCAGACCAGACCAGACAGCAUGGGGGUCAACGGGCUAGACAACCAGGCGCAGCCGUCCAGCGGAGUGUCCCGGGCGGAGGACACAGCUGCGGAUCCUCAGACGGAGAAAAGUGUUGCUCCUCGAGAAGCAGACUGCAGGAAGGAUGACCAGAUCGUGCAGGAGGACAGCUCCCUGCGGUUGCUGGAGGCCGGCUGCAAACCGCCCCUCUCCCCGGCUUGUGACUCCGAGUCGGUGGUCCGGGUGGAGGAGCCCGGCGACGGAGCCGCGUUCGUCCCACCCGAAGGAGGUUACGGCUGGCUGGUGGUUUUCGCGGCCACCUGGUGCAACGGGUCGAUCUUCGGCAUUCAAAACUCUUUCGGCAUCCUUCACAUGAUGCUGAUGAAGGAGCACGCAGACCCAGACGACAAGACGUCCCAGUUCAAAGUGGCAUGGGUCGGGGCCCUGGCCAUGGGCAUGAUCUUCUUCUGUUCACCUGUGGUCAGCAUGUUCACAGACCACUUCGGCUGUAGGAAGACAGCUGUCAGCGGGGCAUUGCUGGCUUUUAUAGGACUGCUCAGUACAUCCUUUGCAAACUCCCUGAGCCUUCGCUAUUUCACAUAUGGCAUACUGUUCGGCUGUGGCUCAUCCUUCGCCUUCCAGCCCUCGUUGGUCAUCCUCGGUCACUACUUCCGCCAGCGCCUAGGCCUGGCCAACGGCGUGGUGACGGCCGGUGCAAGCCUCUUCUCCAUGGGCCUCCCGGUUUUGCUCAACAAGGUGGGGGAACCUCUGGGCCUCAGCAGGACCUUCCAGAUUCUCAGCCUCUUCAUGUUGGUCCAGGCCCUGCUGGCGCUGCUGUUCAAACCUUUACUGCCUGCUGGAGGAGGCAUGGGACCCCCAGGCAUGGGUCCUGGCCCUGCCAAACCCCAAACCCAGCCAGGGGCCACCGCCCAGGAGGGGAGCAGGUGGAGCAGGGUUCUGGGUGAGGUCAGGAAGUACUUCAACCUGCGUGUGUUCCACAUCUUGACAUACCGACUGUGGGCGUUUGGAGUUGCAACAGCUGUACUGGGAUACUUUGUGCCGUAUGUUCAUCUGAUUAACUUUGUGAAGGAGCAGUUCAAGGGGACCCAGAAGGAAUGGGUACUACUUGUAUGCAUAGGAGCAUCAUCUGGGGUGGGACGCCUCGCCUUCGGCAAAAUCGGAGACCUCAUUACCGGCGUUCAAAAGAUCUACAUGCAGGUGGUGUCCUUCAUGGCUCUGGGCCUGAUGUCCAUCUUGAUCCCUCAGUGCUUGGUGUUCGAGUGGCUGGUGGUUGUGUGCGUAUUCUUGGGGCUGUGUGAUGGCUGCUUCCUCACCAUGAUGGCUCCCAUAGCCUUUGAGCUGGUGGGGCCGAUGCAGGCGUCGCAGGCUAUCGGCUACCUUCUUGGCCUUAUGUCUCUUCCCAUGACUGCGGGGCCACCCAUUGCUGGUCUCCUCCACGAUUACUUUGGGAACUACACGGUGGCCUUCUCCCUGGCUGGGGUGCCUCCUAUAGUGGGGGGCGUGGUGCUGUUCUUUGUGCCACUGAUACACCGCAGGCUCCAGGCAGCGGCAUCAUCGGAGGAGACGUCCACGACCGCCCACAUGCUGCCAAGCGCAACACCAGCGGGGGAGCACAAGAGCUGCUCCAAUGGAGACCUACUGCCGGGCUACACCGACAUAGAGACACACAUCUGAGUCGCACUGUACAAAGGGAUUCAGCCCACCAGCACCUUUAAUCAUCCUUAGAUUUCCCUUCUCUCAACCAUGGACUUCCGGUCGGCUGACGUCUCACCCUCUCACCCUCCUGGACUCUUAUGGGCUGUUUGUUAUUUUCAUGUGAAGAGAAAUCGAAAAAGGGCGCUCUGGCUACCAGCGACAGAGAGGAUGGAAAGAAGGCACAUCAGCGAAGGAUGAUGGGAAUGUAUGAAGGAGGAUAAGCACAACACAGUCUCAACUAGGGUUGUUUAAUCUGUGGAGACUCUGUAGUAUCACAUACCUCCAAGAGGAAAGAAAUGAUGACAUUUUAACUGACUGAUUUUAAAAAUUUCAUAUCAUGCUGCUUUGGCUUUUAGAAGCUCUAAAAAAAUUAAAAAAAACUUUGUUUCUAGAUUCCAAAGAACACAUUAAGAUAACAGGCAUAUACAAAAGGAAUUAGUGAGGUGAUAAAUUCAUGCUAUCUUUAUGUAGUUCCUCAUGCGUCUACUUUUUUUUAACAAUACAUUUUAUUUAGUAAUCCAGUCUUAUUUAGUCCACUGUAGCUGAACCACAAUUUGAUUUUGAGGGAUUUGCUUUAUUCUAUUCCACUGCGACGAGAGAAAAACAUACACCACAAUCACCUCAACUGAACCGACUACUGUUAUCACACCCAGGGCCCAAAAUACUUCAUCAUUUUUAAAAACUGCUCCAAAAGCCUGCCUGUGUGGACCACAGUUGUGUUUGUGGCAGCUGUUGAUUCCCGCUGAUUCAUAUGCCAUGAACCCUAGAGUGUUAGAGUUUUUACACGGUUGGAAUUUUGGUCAAUGACUCUGCAGCUCGUGGCAGGUUAUCUUAUGCAAUCCGAAGAAGUGAGACAUGAGAGCUGUGCAUCUGCUGCCUUAAUUCAUGAAACACUACAGGUGAUGCAAGGUCUUUUUACGAGUCUUUACAGCCUCAACCCUCAGCGUUGGUUUUUCCCAUCAUCACACUAGUUAUUAUUGGCCUUGAAUAGUUUAAAUAGGGCGCUAGAUAAAUCUGCAGUAACUGUAUUUCGUACGGCUUUGAAAAAUACUUCACAUACGUUUUUUUGUAGUGUGAACACUACAAGUGGAAGGAGUUGGAAUCAUGCAGUGUUCGCUGUUGGUAGCAUCGGAUUUCUUUCAACUUCCGAUUCGUGUCGAUUUAUUCUGAAUGCCUGUGUGUGUGCAUCUGCAUUUAUAAUAGCAGAGGCAGUUACUACGUUACGAUCUGUUAAUAAGAGCGGGUGAUUGAGAUUAAAGCUGCCAAAUGGCCUGAGCCCUUAUUAGGCCAUCUCACAGAUAAGCCAAUCAAUGUGCUGCUUUAAGUUUAGCUUUGUGUCAUGAGGCCGUCACUCACUGCGUUGGCAGUCAUAAAAUAAAAGGUCACAGCCUCAUUGAGAUAUUCCUUCAAGAGGACAGUUUGCAGUUAUUAUGCUUCUUAAACAUUUGGACCACUUACCUCUGCACUCUUAGAUUACAAGUUCUCUUGAACCAUGCAUUUUAAUGAAAAGAUGUGAAGUAGAGCUGCUGUUUGAGUUACAAUGUGGUUAUACGCAUAACUGAGUGGCAGAGAGGAAUUAGUACACAGUAAGGAAGGAAGUGCCCCGCUGAUCAGGUGGUAGCCUAUUACUUUUUGUCAAUUCCCAGCUUUGCUGUCACUGCCAGCACCAAGUCAGCUUCUGUGUUACAACACUUUAGAGCCCAAAAGCUACACAAACCUCAUUACUGAGUAGUUUUUUGGGAGUAAUGCUAUUAGACAAACAGUUCUGAAUCGGAAACAUACAUCUAUACCUCAGCAAUCAAACAAUCCUCAGCAAUCCAGAUGAACAAGUUCUUCAUUACUUUAUUAUUUCUCUCUUCUGUGUUAUGGUUUUUGUUGUUGGAAUUUAAUUCAGAGCCACAAAGCCGCCCAACACCUGUUUUAAAUCACCAUGGCUUCCUCUAAAACCUCAUUAGUGUCUCUUUAGGAACCACCAAACUGUGGAAAUGUCAAACUUCCAUUCCCUAUAAUCGAAUACUUGGUGCGUAACCCAUUUUGAUAUUUAUCCUUCCAUUUUAUUUUGCCUUCAUAUCCACUUGCUCCUUUGUUCUUGCUCCUCACCAUUCCUGCUCUCUCUCACCUCUACCUCCACAGCAUUCUCUUAUAUUUAUCACAUCCUCAUAUCUCUGUUUGUGUUUGAAGAAAUGCAGUUACAUUACUGUCUAAUAUCCUUAACUUAAGUUAAAGAGACACUCAACCGUCAGCAGUGGAGAACCAUAUAAUGGUUGAAGCAUGUUUGAAAGCAAAAAAUAGGCCUCUAGUUUGACGGAGGUUGUGUUACAUUUGAUCGGCAGUGCAAGUCGCAGCUGACGCUAGCAGACGAAAGCAAAAGGCAGCGGUACUUUUAAAAAGUGCCGCUGCCUGAAAUGUCUUCGUACCUGUGAUGUAAGGUAACUAGCAUCAUAAAUUUAGGUUCAUCAGCCUCCUGACAAAUCUAAUCCCAGGAAUAAGGACACCGUCUACUCUUACUGGCUAAUUCUUUUUUCUUGAAGCGUUGUAUUUAACCAAAUCAAUAUGCCUGAUAAAUUGUGAUUAACUAAGACAUUUAUUUAAUUUCUCAUUACAGUUGUGUGUUAUGAAGGUUGCGAGAGAUUCUCUUUAUAUAAUCUAAAAAUAACGAAACCUUAUUGGCUCUACAAUGUGGACAGCAUUCACCCACAAUACACAGAUGAUGUAUUUUUUCGGAAAUUAAAUAGAGGCAACAUUUGAUGAAUCACUUCAUAUUUUCACUUUAAAUUCUGUUACUUCUCCACUGAAGAAAACACUGGCCACUUACUGAGAAUUUGCACUGAUUUACUGCUUUCAAACUAGGGGCCUGUUUCCCUUCAGGCCGAUCUGGCAAAUGAACGAGGGCAUGGACCCUACAACAGAGGACUUCCCCUCAUGUGGCCAUAUUCAAGGACCUGAUUGUGUUCCUAUGCACAAAAUAUAUCCGUCUCAACAACAUUGAAUACAAUGUUGUUUUACUGUGAAUUCAUGUUUUUUUCUCAAUUUACUUGUCAAAUAUGUUGUCAGCUUAUACUUAACAUCAAUGUUUUUAUUUUUAUUGAGACGAAGACUAGAAGAAAGACUUUUGAUCAGAGUUGCUAGAUUUGAGAUUAUAAAGUGAAUUUUCCAUAUUUUAACGUGACUUUUGACUCAUUAUUUUACUUUUUUAAUUCUGUCUUUUCUUAAUGACUUGUCAGACUCAGAACCACCAGUGUGCUCCUUUUUAUUAGUAGUAUGUUAGAGAAAACUGACAUGUUUGUACGAAGAUAUGUACUUUAUACUAAACACUUUGUCAUGGUCUUUAAAUAACCAGAAAUGUUUCUAUUGUUUUUAAUAACUGACUUGUAUUUGUUGGGCUUUUUAAUGAUACACUUCAGUGACUACUGGAAACCGUAGUUUUCAAAUGAAAUACCACAGUGAAGGAGCUUAACAGAUGAGGAAUGAUGCAGUGCAUCUGGUUGGUUGCACGCCAUCUGUGGAACCGGUGCUGAGCUUCACUCGCAGCCGACAUCCGGUGACCGCUUCCUUUUCUGUCAUCACGUCAAACUCUAAACGAUGAAUUUGAUCACCUGUAUCCUACAGAAGCUCCAGGACCGACUAAACCUAUAUGGUAGAGCUCUUUUACUAAACUGCAAUGUCCUCCCGACACACGCCUUACCUUUUUAUAUUAAUACAUAUUUCUGGCUUAGUUAUUCUACUUCAUUUAACAAUAUCUGACAUUAAAGCAUGCUGCUAGAAUCAUUAAGGUAAUUGUUGGUGUUUAAAAAAAAAAAGUUAUUUUGAAUCUGUAUCAAAGGAGGCACAUUUUUCUAUUAAACCAACAAUAAAGAUGUAAUAUGAAAACAA
Pseudoliparis swirei is the source of this 5950-nucleotide messenger RNA. RefSeq names its product solute carrier family 16 member 2 (gene slc16a2). Gene Ontology annotation, biological process: transmembrane transport. The record is from RefSeq and is a predicted model, not a curated record. Gene Ontology annotation, molecular function: thyroid hormone transmembrane transporter activity; monocarboxylic acid transmembrane transporter activity. The coding region runs from base 383 to 2056 and encodes 557 amino acids. The transcript is spliced from 7 exons. NCBI's taxonomy places the organism in Eukaryota, Metazoa, Chordata, Actinopteri, Perciformes, Liparidae.